AUGUUUAGUGGUGUUUGGCAGUUGUGGCGGAAUAUCCUUCCACGAGACCUAUGUCUCUUUCGCUGCCGAUUUCCUUCCAGUGCCAGAUUUACUUCAAGCGAUGUGGCCCCCUUCCGAUUCCUCAAGCGACCUCAGAGGGGCGGUCAAAAUCUCACGGAGCGAUACCGCAGACUCGAAAACAGUAUUCGGGAGGCGACAUACGAUAUCUCCAGGGAUUCUGCUAGCACUUCUGAGUUACACACUUUGCACAGAUCAUCUGGAAGCGGUGCAUCAGCAAAUACCAUUGCAGGGUUCCCUCCUGCAGAUGACGAGUGUUGCAUGUCGGGAUGUGCCGUAUGCGUGUACGACUUGUACAAGGAUUCCCUUGAUGCGUACAAAGAGUCCGUCGCGACGCUAAAGGCUUCUCUCGCUGCACUAUCGAUCCCUGAGAGCAAAUGGCCCCCGAACAUCCGUGCGACUACAACCCAAUCAUCGAUAACAAUGAAGCAAAAGGAUGUUAUUCUGUCUGCGUUUGAGGAGAUGGAACGUGCUCUAAAGGAGAAGCGAGAUAGGCGAACUGCCGUCGAGGCUGACAGUCAGUCGGUCUCCACCUGACUAGGUCGCCGGUGCUGACGCAGUGGUAGAGAGAGCGAGGGGUGAGGUCUUGGAAGGCGAUAGGGAAGUGGAGACUACCUUUCGAUCGUUGUACGAAGGAUUCCGAUGGAUAUUAUUCCCCAAUCGUUAGUUGGAGGCAUGUUUCUUAUAAGGUUGGGAGCUUUUGUAUGAAAAAUAUUUCUACCACAGAUUCUAAUCAUAAUACCUUUGCAAUUGCUGAAC
This is a messenger RNA of Pisolithus orientalis, 816 nucleotides long. RefSeq lists its product as uncharacterized. Gene Ontology annotation, cellular component: mitochondrion. Lineage: Eukaryota; Fungi; Basidiomycota; Agaricomycetes; Boletales; Pisolithaceae. The record is from RefSeq and is a predicted model, not a curated record. The transcript is spliced from 6 exons. The coding region runs from base 1 to 594 and encodes 197 amino acids.